Volvox carteri f. nagariensis is the source of this 10611-nucleotide messenger RNA. Its product is annotated as phosphate acetyltransferase. The record is from RefSeq and is a predicted model, not a curated record. The coding region runs from base 1 to 10611 and encodes 3536 amino acids. NCBI's taxonomy places the organism in Eukaryota, Viridiplantae, Chlorophyta, Chlorophyceae, Chlamydomonadales, Volvocaceae. Gene Ontology annotation, molecular function: acetyltransferase activity. The transcript has 56 exons.
AUGGCCCGCGCGGCCAACAACACCCUGCUCAUGGGCAAGCACUUAAUCAUGGCCAGGAGCUUGCUGGCGCCCGCGCUACGUGAGGGGAUUGCGAGGCUGCUCCAUGGCAGCCUGUCCACUCUGGGCGAUGCCAUGUCCGCGCAUAGCCGAAGCUUCACGACAGGCAACGGUAACGGUGGCGCAGACAGCUUGUUCAUCUCCGAUAUCAACCUUUCAGGGCACCGCACUCCGCUUCUGCUUGGAUUAAUGAACUACUUCGAGAAGCACCUGCCCAAAGUGGGUUACUUCCAGCCCAUUACAGGAAGACCAUCUCCAGACUCAAAGCUGAAAGCGGAUCGAACCCUCGAACUUAUGCAUAGUGUGUUCAAGAUGACUUGUGAACCAGAUCACAUGGUUGGCGUUCAGGAAGCGGAGGCUGCGCGGCUCAUUGCGGCUGGCAAGCAGGCGGAGCUUCUUGACCGCAUUUAUGCUGCGUACGUGUCGUACAAGGAAGGCCAUGAUGUCGUACUGGUGGACGGUCCGGGGCAGAUGAUGGGUGACACGGAGCUGGACGCGCAGAUCGCCUCGGCGCUGGGCAGUCCAGUUCUGAUGGCCAUGAUGGGCAACCACAGCUUUGUGGCGGAUGACUACUACCAGGCCGCGGUGUUCAAGGACUGCAAGGUGGAGGUGCUCGGACUGGUGCUUCACAAUCUCCCCCGCGGCCAUCAUGCCAUUCUGACCUCCCAGCUGCAAACCAAAUUGGAGCGAGUGGGGCUGCCCUUUGCCGGCGCCCUGCCGGAUGACCCCCUGCUGUCUAGUGUCAGGCUGGAUGACGUACGUCUGGCGCUGUCCGCUGAACAGUUGUACGGCGACUCCUUGCUCACUGACGUGGAGUUUGAUGAUGUUGUGGUUGCCAGUCAGCGGCUGGAGGAGCUGUUGGAGGUGCUGGGGGAGAGGCCGGGAGGCAGGCCGCUCGUGGUGACCUCCGCUGACCGACUGGACAUCGUGUUGGGGUUGUUGGCGGCGCAGCUGUCCGUGAAGGGCCCGGGGGUGGCGGGGGUGCUGCUCACGCAAGCGGGGACACAGCGGGCGGGCAGGAACUAUGCAAAGUCCACGGUCGACACCAUCUUCGCGGGUCUGGCCCACAGCGGGCUGUACCAGGGCACCCUGCUGCCGGUGCUGUCCACGGACCGGCCGCUGCGGGAGGCGCUGGCCAUCAUGGACCGACUGGACGCCGCCAUACUGCCGGACUCCACACGCAAGGUUGAGAGGAGCAAGCAUGUCGUACUCCCUGAAUCCGUGGACAAGCGUGUAUUGGCUGCCGCCGCGGAGGCCACCGCCCGAGGCCUGGCCCGCAUCACGCUGCUGGGUGACCCCGCCACCGUCGCCUCGGAGGGGAAGAAGCUCGGACUGGACCUUGGCGGGUGCAGGGUGGUACACCCAGCGUCCUCGGACCGUUUGGACACCUACAUCUCUAUGCUGGUGGAGGCGCGGAGGCAGAAGGGCAUGACGGCCGAGCGGGCGGCGGACCUGCUGCUGGGUGAUAUUAAUUUCUUUGCCACCAUGAUGGUCGCGGCGGGUGACGCGGACGGCAUGGUUUCGGGAGCCAUACACACCACCGCCUCCACCAUCCGCCCCGCACUUCAGGUGCUCAAGACCCCCGACAUGCCCCUCGUGUCUUCAGUGUUCUUCAUGUGUUUGCCGGACCGGGUCCUGGUGUACGGCGACUGCGCCGUCAACGUGAACCCCUCCGCCAGCGACCUGGCAAGCAUCGCCAUCACCUCGGCCGACACCGCCGCCGCCUUUGGCAUCGAGCCGCGUGUCGCCAUGCUGUCGUACUCGACUCUGGGCUCCGGAUCCGGCCCCGACGUUGAGAAGGUGACGGAGGCUGUGGCGCUGGUCAAGUCCCGGCGGCCUGAUAUCCUGGUGGAGGGACCCAUCCAGUACGACGCCGCCAUUGACCCGGCGGUGGCGGCGGUCAAGGUCAAGGGAGGGAGUGAAGUGGCGGGCAAGGCCACGGUGUUUGUGUUUCCGGAUCUAAACACCGGUAACAACACGUACAAGGCGGUGCAGCAGAGUACCGGAGCUAUUGCCAUGGGGCCUGUCAUGCAGGGGCUGUUGAAGCCGGUGAAUGACCUCUCCCGCGGGUGCACCGUACCGGACAUACUCAACACCGUGUGUGUCACCUCCAUCCAAGCCAUGCAGUUCAAGAAGAGCGCCGCAGCGGCGGCGGCGUCGGCGUCGGGGGCGUCUUCUGCUGCCACAGGUGGCAAGCCGAAUGCGUCCGCUGCAAUAUUGGAGGCAGAGGCCAGCGGAGCAGACAUCCUAGACAACAGCUCGGCGCUCCAAGCCGGUAUCUUCGGAGUGCUAUUCACCGUUACCAAGGAAAAGUACAACACAGGAUGGCGCUUUCUGACACUCAAAUUGGUGCUGGACUAUUUGCAGCUCUUUACGUUGACAUUCACCGACACCGAGCCCUGGGUGUUUGACGACAAGAACAUUCUAUGGAAGGUGGCCCAGACGGUCAAUAUCGACCAGGUCGUUGCACCGCUGGGCUACAACUUCUUUAUUGGUUUGCUGUACAUCAUGGUCGGCUUGCUGAUGUUGAUGAUGGGGCUGUCGCUGUGGGUGGCGUGGUGCUUCAAAAACCGGAGCUUUCCAUCUGUGUGGCCCAUCAAAGUUCUCCGGGUGUAUGCGUAUCUCUUCUUCCAGAUUCUGGAUGUGCUCACUUUGUCGCUGUUCCAAGUGCCUUUUAACUGCCGUUACAUCGGAUACGAUCCAAAGGAGGUUGACUACAUGGCCAACUACCCUGACGUCAAGUGCUCCGCCUUCCCCCAUGUCGUGCACAUGGUCACCAGCGGCUGUGCCCUUCUUGUGUUUGUGGUGUUUGCGCUGCUCAACCUUGGCGCGGACUUUGAGCUGUCCCCGCUGGAGAAGGGGCUGCUGACGGUGGCGAAUGGGCAGGUGGAGGUGCAGGCCUUCGUUGUCAAGUUCGCCAUGACAUUCGUAAGCUACGCAAUCGGCUGGGAGAAAGUACGGCUCGUACUGCUGCUCGUACUCGCUGCCGCGUUGACGUACCUCUACCUUCGCUGGAGCCCCCACCUCGUCUCCUGGGUCAACCACCUUCGUGUCGGGCUGUACACAUCCGUACUGCUGUCCGCCGUACUGGCUGUCGUACUAGUGCACGGCCCAGCGGGGCCGCCGGAGGCGCUUGAGGCGCACCGGCGGCGCAUCACGACACUGCUGUGGGCGCUGAUAGGGCCUGCGGCGCUGCUCGGUGCCGCUGCCAGCUACUGCCGUCUCAAUGUGUGGAGCGCCUACGUGUUGAAGCGGUUUAGGGAAGGGCCCCCUGGAGAGAAGGCCAGGAGGAUUUAUAAAUUUGGGGAUCCACGGGAGGUUGAAAUUGUUAGCCGUGUAUGUCGCAAGUGGGUGGACCAGCACCGGGAGAUCUUGGACAAGAGAGCGGUCAAGGAAGGGGAGAUCAUUAUUAAGGCUGGGCUGCAGCUCUUCCCCGGCCGUUGCUAUAUGCUCAUUCUGUACUCCAACUACCUGAUUGACGUACUGGACAACAGCCAAACCGGCUACAGCCAGAUGGCCGCAGCCAAGCAGGCGGGGCCCGACUGGAUGCAGCGCUUCGCCAUAUUCGCCCGGGAGCAAGAGCAGCUGCAGCGGCUGAGCAGCGCUCGAGGGGGGGAGAGCGGUGUGGAUCUUGUCAGUUAUGUGGAGUACCAGAAAAACCACCGACUGGUGAUUCGGGCACAUAAAGAUGCGCUCAUUGCCACGAGGACGUUUUGGCAGGUGCUCCUUCACAACCACGUUCGUUUCACUGCACUCGCGGCGGCGCUGAAUGAGAUCGAGCGAACGGUACUUAAGGCGGAAUCAGCCUACAAGAUGGUCCUUAGCCGCUACCCUACAAACGCAAAGCUUGCUCGUACGUACGGCAGGUUCCUGGAAAAUGUGGUCAAUAACCCCUGGAAGGCCGCCAAGUACUAUGUGUUGGCUGAACGUUUGACGGAGAUGCAAGAGGCGGACGAGGCGGCGGGGGCGGAGAUGGCGGCCAGCGGCGGCGGCGGUGGCGGCGAGGCCGCCGUUGAGAACCGCCUGCUUCACAGAGUGGACGAGCGAGUGAAUGCCGUAUUCAUCAUUAAUGCCAACGGGAUUAUUCAGAUGGCAAAUAAGAACGCCUGUUCGCUGCUGGGCUACGAAACGGUUUUAAAUACGGUGGUAUCGCUUCCGGCUCUGCACAAAGACCGUUACGUGAUCCCUGUCCGGGUGGGCGUUACGAAGGUGUCGGGCGCUGCGGACAGCAGCACCUUCAUGGGCGUGCUGGAGCCUAUAGCCCAGGAGCGCAACGAGGCCAACGUUUAUCUCCUACCGGGGGGGACUGUGGCCGCAGUGGACCGAGCCUUCGUGGACUGGUUUGCCAAGGAGCUUGACGACUGCAUUGCUCAGCACCUGGCGGACCUCACCGCAGACGAGGCCUCCGCCAUCGCCAUCCGCGACGCCGUCGAGCGCAUCGCCGCCGCCUCCAAGGCCGCCGCCGCCGCUGCCACCGGCGGCGCCACAGCCAACCCCCGCGCCUCCGCCUCCGUGUUUGACGCCGCAGCCGCAGCCGCAGCCGCCGCACGCGCUGCUGCCGCCGCCGCCUCGCAUGAACCGCCACCCAUCAUCCUCCUUCGCCACAAGUACGCGCGUCCCGUACGGGUCUCUGUACGGCUCCAACACGUCGGCGUCGGCUCCGAAGUCCUGCUGUGUGCGACACUCACGCGGACCGACCCGCCGGAUAGUCUCGUACUUGUCGACGGACGCGGCCGCAUCGGCUUCAUCACAUCAGAGCUGGCGGAGGCGCUGGGUGCGACGCCGGAGGGCCUUGCACGUCAGCCCAUAGCCGACUUGCUACCUCAGCCCUGGAACGCCCUCCACGCCAACGGCGGCGGCGGCUGGCUGCGUGAAGCCGAGGCGUCGAUGGGCGGCCUUGGAUCCGAAAUCCAAGGCGAUCAUCAGACGCAUCCGCCGCCGGGGCUCGAGGGCGUGUUGGGCAUGCACCACCUGAUGCACGCCAGCGGCUUUGGCGGCGGCGGCGACUCGUCGUCAGCGGCGCCGUCGCAGCACCAUCGGGUGAGCCAGUUGCAGGUCAUGCAAGCUAGCGGGAGCACGAGCGGCGGCGGCGGCGGCGGCGGCAGGCCGGGCGGCGGUAGGGCCAGCGGCGGAGGUGGCCGGGGGGGAGGUGGCAACGGCACCGGCAGCAACGGCGCCGGGGGGUACGGCAGUGUGACGACGGCUCCGCCGGGUAGCUGCCUGGCGGGUGCUACAGUUGUCCUUGGAUCCAGUUCCAAGGUGCAGGAUUAUUAUAGAGUCGAGGUCAGUCGGCGGGGUGAGACGGUUACCGGGCAGCCCAUGCGCGUGGUCAUGGUCCGGAAGAGCUCUCUGGCAGCGGCGCUGAGUGAGCGGCGGCUGGCGGUGGUGGUGGAUGCGGCCACGGGAACGGUGUUGGAGGCGGGAGACUCGCCGGCGUCGUUGUUUGGUUUCAAGCCCGCAGCCCUCGUGGGCAGAAACAUCGCGGAUGUGGUUUCAGCGUUGCGGCCUCCAACCGUUUCACCGUCAUCAUCGGCAAAUUCAUCAUCGCGAGUGGGCGUUACGCCGCCCAUGGACGAGCGCAACUUGGAGGUGUUGGGUCUCCUACGGGGUGCCUUCAUCAGCCGUCAAACCCGGCCCGCCGUGAUGGAGGUGGAUGUGCUCGUACCCGGCGGCGAAGCCGACGACCCCGGAUUUCAGCGCCACGAAAGCGCGCCCAUCGUUGAGCCUGGCGGAGCCGUGUCCCUGGCGGCGGCGGCAGCGGCAGCGGUAGCCGAAACCAACGGCGGCGGCGGCGGCCUCGCCUCCAGCCCCGGCGUCGCCGACGCCAAUCGUACGGCAACCAAGUCCAUGCUGUACGGCCCAACAUUUAAGGAGAUGCAUGAGCGGGGUUUGUUGUCGGUCGAGGCGGCGGCGACGAUUGAGGCGGGGUUGACGGCACUGACGGGCGGCGGCGGCGGCGGCCGCAGCUGGGGGCCGGCGCAGGCGUGGCCCGCUGGGGAUAUGGCCUCUAAGGCAGCAACGCUGCGGCUUCGAGUUAACCUGUGGCGGGCUGAGGUUCUUGGCGGUGUGCUUGAGGUUGACGGGCAGGGCGAGGUCGUCAACGUGGCCCAUGCCAAGUUGCACCAGACAGGCUUACUUUUCGGACUCAACACCAACCAACUUCCCCGCAUGAGGUUGAGUCGCCUGCUGAAUAUGCCGGUCGGGGACACGACGGGAGCUGAAUCGCAGGGCUCCGUAACAGCCGCCCUCUUCAAUCCGCCCGCGGGCGGCGCCGGCGGCAGCAGCGCCAGUGGUGCCGGCGGCGCCGGCGGCGCGGCCAGCCAGACGGCGGGCAAGGGCGCCGGCGGCGCCGGCGAACUCGAUGGGAGCGCUGCGCGUCGCGGGGUCGGCAGCGACGGCGGGGCGCAACCUGGUAAUGCCGUACAAAGGACAGGGUCUCCGCAAACAAGGGUGGGUGGAGGGGCCAUCGGCUCAGCGCCGCCUUUGAGUGAGCUGGUGGGCUCCAAGGACUCAGAUGACUUGAUGCUGGCUGGCAUCGUGAAGUACGAUGCCGGCGGCGGCACCGCCGUUGGUGCUGCCGUUGCCACCGAUGCCGCCGCCGCCGCCGCCGCUGGCGGCAGCCCUUUUGGGGCGGCCUCUGGGACGGCGACGGCAGACGCCGCCGCCGCCGCUGGCACCCCGUUUUCCUCCUCUGCUGCCGCCACCGGUCUGGACGAGGAUGACGAGUAUGACGAGUCUGAUGACGCUGACGGCGACGGCGACGGCCGUGGCGGAAGCGUCACGGGGAGGUCUCGCGCUCAGGAAAGCGGCGACGGCGAAUGCCGCAGCGUCGACAGCGCUUCCAGCAGCAGCAGCAGUAGCCGCAGCGGCGGCGACAUCCGGCGCGGCAACAGCAGCAACCUGCGGGUCAACGUUGACAGCGGCCCUGCCGCCACCGGCUCCACCGGCCCUUCCGCCAGCGGUGUUGCGCGGCGGCGGAAGGGCCGUCAGGGCUCGGAAGUUGCACCGUCAGCAAGCGGCACUCGGCGCGUCAUCCUGAAUACGCCAUCAAUGAAGAAGGUCGACAGCGGCGGCGGCGGUGGCGGCGGUGGCGGCAGCGGCGGCGGCGGCGGCGGCGGUUCCGGCGGCUACAAUGGCGGCGGACGUCCGCCAUCCCCACUGCCAACGUGGUCAAGCCGACGAGCUGGACGUCCUAGCGCUAUGCUCGACAACCAGCCCUCGCUCCAGUUCAGCGGCAGCGGAGGCGGAGGCGUUGCCGCGGUCACAACGGCGGGUAAAGGUGGCGGUGGAGGCGGAGGCGGAGGCACAGCGCCGUUGGGCCGUCGCACGUCCGUACGGCAUGUCGACUCGGCAAUGCAGCCGCAUCCGGAAUCUAGCAAGGUUGGCGGCGGCGGCGGCGAUGACGGCGGCAACGGCGGCAGCGGAGGUGGCGGCGGAGACGCGCAGGGUGGCCUGUUUGGCGAGCUACAGACCGCGCUGCUGGCCGUGGACGCCGGCGUCGCCGCCAGCGACCAUACCCGUAGCUCCAUUACCCUCGGCGGCAUGGCCGCCAGCGGGGUCGCCGCCGGAGCCCCGGGCGCCCCGGACGACCCGGACGAAGUAGGCAGCCAGGGCAGUGCGGUGUCGGGCAUGGAUGAGGAAGUGGGCGGCGCCGCUCACCAAGCCGAUUACCGGCGUGGUAAACGGUUUAAGAAGUUGGCGGCCAUGUUGGGCAGUCCGCUGGUUCAGAGAGCAGCUCGUGACUUCCGGUGGCAGGCUCUGUUGGCGAAUGUGGCGCAAGUGGUUUCCAACCUCAUAUCAUUUGUACUACUUACGUUGCUGCUGCACACACAGAUAAAGAGCGUGGGGCGACUGACGUACACCGCCAACGGGUUGCUGUUGGCGCAUGAGCUGUUUAUUGACCUUGUGCUUCUGGACAAUUUGCACCGCGGUCUGAUUCCGAACACAUCCUGGUAUGACUCAAAUUCCUUGGCAAAGUUUUCGUCUUCGGUUGAGGCAUCUCUGGUGAGGUUCGAGCAGCACCACUCGUCAUCGUACCUCGACUCGGGUACGGCACGUAUCACGGACGCCGUGCCGUACAAUCCAUCGGAUCUAAUCCAUAACUGGAACUACCCGGCUUGGCCUGUCAUUGACUAUUACAGUGUGGAUCCUCCCCGAGUCGACAUGGUCAACAAGUCGCUUUGGGAGCUGGGUACGAGCAUAUGGGUGCAGGCAUUGGAUGUGCACCACAUGCAGACGAGCCUGGCGGCGGCGAAGCUCCGAAACCGUACCGCCUUCCUGGACGCCCCGCUCCGAAACCUCUCCGCCCCGACCAACAACGACCCCUUCACGGACAUCAUUGUGGCGCGACACUUAGCCGGCGCGUAUACCCGCGACACCACAGACAACAGCAGCAGUAGCAGCAAUGGCAGCAGUAGCAGCAACAUCAGCUGGGUGACGGGGAUCUGGACGGUGCCGGGAGAGGAUGGGCAUGGCGGCGGCGGCGGCAGCGGCAGCAGCAGCAGCACCGCGGUGGUGAAUUGGACGGUGCCCCUGCUGAACCCGGGUCUCUCUUGGAGCGAUGCCUGGCGGUUCGUCCUGUCGGCUGGACCCACGCAGCUGUAUCAAGGCUACCACCAUACGCUGCUAGCCCUAACCGAUCGGGCCGUAACCGCUUCCAACAACAUUAACCGCGUCCAGCUGGUGUUGAUGUUGGUGGAGGGCUGUGCGGUCGCCACCCUGCUCGUCACGUACAUGUGGUGGCUGCAGCACCGGGUGACGCAGCAGCGGUACCGAGUGUACGGCGUCUUUAUGGCCGUACCAGUGGGUAUGAUCCGGGCGCUUGCGUCCCGAACCAUCACGAUUAGCCAGGGAUCAGAUUCCGAGGAGGACUCGGACGACGACGAGUACCAGCAGCAACAGCAGCAACAACUGUCAGCCGCGACGCAAGUCAUCACACGACAGUUCAGCGCUGCAAACUCUUCCAGUUCGUUUCAGAGCGCCGGCGGUUUCCUAGGGUUUCUGUCCCAGUGGCGAGUUCUCAGCCGCCGUAACUCUAGUAGCCUCAACCCCGGGGGGGCCGGGCGGACCUCUCGGGCGAGUCGCAAGCUGCACCGGCGGCGCAUGAUCCGCAACAGCCGGGACUCGCUGAAGCUGCUCAUCCCCUUCGUGGUGUGGGGCGUCGCCAUCUGCAUCAUCUACGCGACGGGCUACUACUACCUGCAGCAGGUUCAGGCUCCCGUGAAUUUGCUCUCCGUCAUCGACUCGGCCAUCAUUUCCGUACACCGCCUGAUGCUGUACUCUUUGCUAACGUGCUCGGAGUUGGCGGCUCACGCACGAGUGAUGCUACGUGAGCUGCUGGCCAGUGAACUGCGAACCUUCAAGCUGCAAUGGGAUGUGAUGUUGUACGGCGCCAACGGUACGACGUCGUCGGUGGACCGGCGGUUCGGUCGGAUUCAGGAGGGCGUAUCGUUUAUAGCGGACGACCUGGCGCGGAUCCUGUACCGGGCGGAGAGCUGCAGAGUCUUCGAUACGGAAGGCUGGUGUCCGAAUAUAAGCAGUCCUUUUUAUGCGGCCACGGAGCACGGAUUGUCGUACAUGGUGGAGCGGUUGGUGGAGGACGUAGAGGGGCUGCUUGCUGAGUCCUUGGAGUUCGCCGACAUCAACAGCACCAGGCUGGCGUACAUCAUGACUGUGGGCCAGGGUCCUCUUCAGGACGCUUUUCACGUCGUUCACGCGGAGACCGUUACCAUUGUGGAUAACUACUACAAGGUUGUCGACAAGCUCCACAUCGCCGCCAUGGUGCUGUCCUGGGUGCUCGCGGUUUGCUUCCUGUUCUGCAUGCUGCGUCCCUUCCUGCACCGCAACCGGGGUGAGACCAACCGCAUCGCCAAGAUGUUGUCGCAGCUGCCCGCGGAGGUGGACAUCGAGGGGCUGGUGUUCCGACUUCUGCUGGGGGCUCCGGCCAUGCGCAGGCGAAACCGGCGUGCGAGCGUGUCGUCGCUCGUGGCGGAGGACCCUGUGUUGGCGGCCAAGAUGGCGCAGGCGGAGGCCCAGGCGGAGAAGCUCGAGGAAGCUGGCUUUCCGCAGCCGCUCCACCGCUCCUCCAUGUUCUCUAGCUCCAAAUCCCGCGUAGACAUGAGCGCUGACGCUGCGUACGGCAGCGGCGCUGAUGGCGUCAGCGGCGGUGGCGCUGACGGCGGCGGCGGGAUGUACGGUAUGAUGGACCACGGCCGACGCGGGAGCGCCUUGGGAUUGUACUCGCCGCCGCCGAUGUCACCGUCGAAGUACGGCAGCGGCGGCGGCGGUGGUGGUGGUCAUGGGUUUGGCGGCGAAGGGCGUACGGUCAGCGGUUUGUCCACUGUGGACAGCGGCGGCGGAGGCAGCGCUAGCGGCGGCGGCGGCGGUGGCGGCGGCCAGCGGCGCACGCUUGGCAGUAUGGGGAGAAGUCUGAAGGGGCCCAGCUUGACUUCGGACACCCUGGGCACCAGCAACGGCGACGGCGACGGCAGCGGGGGCGGCGGCGGCGGCUACCAGCAGGGGCGCAAGGUCAAGGGCCGAGCCGCGUGGAUGUGA